AUAAUAAAAUAAAUAAAACAAACAAUACGCAAAUAUGUCAGCUGACGUUAGCUUGUGACUUUUGCGUCAGAGCAUUGUGCGAUUAGAAAAUCAGUCGUCGUUGAUAGUGUGUUGAAUUGGUCUUUCCAUAUAAAUUUAAUUCCGAGGUAUCGGGUUUGAUUGUUCUGUGAUAAAUCGGAAGUUUGGCAAAACAUUUUUCAAGAUUUGAAUUUUCGAAACUCCAAGAUGAGGAUUCAGUUUUUGUUUUCUGUAGUAUUACUUUUCGUCGCAGGUUUAACUGCGGGUGACAGUACUACUCUUGCACCUACUACUACUGAUACUACUCAAGAAAUUGUUACCACAGUGCCAACAGCUAAAACGAAAGACACCACUACACCAGAGCCAAUAACCAAACUACCAAUUACUACUACUACUACUACUACUGAACUGCCAACUACUACUACUACUGUUGCUCCUACUACAACUUCUCCUCCUACCACUACAACUACGGAAGCUCCACAUACUACAACUGCUGAGCCUACUACAACUACUGAUGUGCCUAUUACAACUUCUAAUGUUCCAAGCACAACAAAGUCUCCUGAACCAUCUGCGCAAGAAGGCUCUUGGAAUGUGACCGAGGGCAAUACGACUUGCAUCAGAGCAGAUUUGAAAAUUCGUUUUAAAAUUCCUCUAGCUAGUGAUUAUUCGUAUAUUGUCUUAUCCCCUAAUGCAUCUUCAGCGCAAAGUGAUUGCAACUUCUCUAAUGUUAGUCAAACAUUAGUUCUGUCUGAGCCAAGUUAUACAUUCACAAUGAUUUUCAGGAAUGAUUCAAAAAAUAUAUAUGUGGAAAAUAUAACACUGGAGUAUACUGUACCAGAAACAGGUUUUGUAUACAAUGACUCAAAGUUAUUUUCUGUAAAAGCGGGUAAUUCCUAUUUGUGCUCAAGUACUGAAGAUGUGCCUCUUAUGAAUGUAACGAUGGAGGUUUAUCACAUUCAUAUUCAAGCAUUUGGAAUACAAAAAAAUGGUGAAUUUAGUACAGCUGAGGAAUGUGAUUCUGAUUAUAAAGUGAGUGAUGUUGUCCCAAUUGCUGUGGGCUGUGCCUUGGCUGCACUUAUAGUUGUUGUGUUAAUUGCUUAUCUUGUUGGACGUCGCCGAAGUCGUCAGAAGGGUUACCAAUCUGUUUAAGAAGUAGAAAUAUUGUUUCAAUUUUUGGAUUUGUAAACAAUGAUAAUCUUUUGUGAAUAUAUAAUUUGCCAUUCCUAGCCUCUGAUUUGAGAACCAUAGUGCCAGUGCUAUGCUCACUUUGACAUUAUUGGGACAGGUUACAUAGUGUUAUAUUUUUUGAAGUAUAAAAUAUAACAUAUAAAAUAGUUUUGGGGCCAGCAAAUGCUUUAAAUCUGAUGGUACUUCUCAAUGAUGUGUUACUUUAUCAGCUGAUGUUAUGCUUAUAAUCUUUAAAAUCACAACAUAUAGACUGAUUUUAACAAAUUAUUUUUAUUAUUAAAUAUUUUCUUUGCACUGAUGUUCUAUAUCUGUUUCGUUUUUCAUUUCAAGGUCAUCUUUGUGUUUUAGGAAAAGUGAGAUUAAAAAUGGUUGCUUGCCUCUAAAACAUGUAAAUAAGUGAUAACCUGUUGUGGAUAUCUUUUGAAGUUUAAAUUUUUGUACCUUUUAUUCAUCCAACUGAGGAUGUGUUUGUUUUAAUAAAGGUCUUACCAUUUAUAUAUUUUGCUUUUUAUAUUAUUAUGCAGAUUUCUGUACAUAAACAAGCACAUUAGAGGAUUAUUAUUAUAAGAAUGAAUAUUUUCAUCAUUUAAAACAUUUUUAUAAUAGGAAGUAUAUGAGCAAUGGUUAUGAAAAUAAAGGAGAGCUAAGGACAGAAUGUUGUAUUGCAUUAUCUAUUGCAGUUUCUAGAUAUUUAUUACAUGAUUAUAACAGAUGUGUUUGUAUUACAUUUAAAAAUCUUUAGAAAUCUUUACAUGAAACUGACAUCUGUUGAGAAAUGGUUAAAAUGUGUAUACACAAAGCCCAAACUUGGGCAGAAAUGCCUAAGAAGUGUUCAGACCAUACGCUGUAGUCUUCUUUCUGCUUUGUUUCUGCAGGUGGCUCUUAGUUGAUACAAAGCUCUUAAUAGGAUAUGAAGUCUGUUUGAAUAGAGCACUUUACUUAAAGAGUCCUCUGCAAGUGAAAUAGCAUUAUCAGAUAGCAGUUAUGUAUUAUCCUCCUGGCCACUGCAAGUUUGUGAAUAGAUAAAUAAUUUUACAACAGUUUACCUUGUGGUACAUUUUACUAAUGAAAGUCAAAUAGAAUUGCCCAUUGUUAUAGUGCAUUACCAUAUUUUAGUACAAACGGGAAAAAAAUCAGAAUUGUAAUAUAAGACGUCCUUUUAAAAUUAUAUAUAUUACCCAAUUAAAUAUUUUAUUAUUUUUGCAUUAAAAGUUGGUGACAAUUCAUGAUUGGCAAGAACAGGAAAAAAUAUUUAAUGAUGCAAGUAGCCUUUUUGGGGGGGUUGCAUUUUGGAAAUUGUGCUUUCAGCAUGCCUGAGUUUUGUAUUCAUAUGUGUGACUGUGUUUAUUAUAAACAUGAAUGUACAUAUAAAAAUUUCUUGAAUGUUGAAAGGAAGAUUUUCUACUCAAAAACUUCAGUUAAAUCAAAUAAAUCAAUAUGGCGAAAGAAUAUGUAGGAAUUUUUGUUAUAAAAAAUUUUUGUUAAGAUUUGAAAUAAACAUAAAUUUAGAUUUGUUAAGAUUUAAAAAUUCUGCGGAAAAACCUUCAUUUCAUGAAAGUUGUUUUGGAAAGAAAUCUGUUGGUAUAAAAUCUCUUAAAAAAUUACUGGAAUGUAUAUGGAAGGGUUGGAUAUUCCGCACACAAAAAAUUACCGUCAAAAGAACAUUUUGUCAUUGUAAAAUAGAUUAAUAUCCCUCCAAAUGUUAGCGGUAGCAGUAAACAUGAAUGAAAGUUAUUCUUUAAGUUCUUAACUUAAUCUAUUGGUACGUAAUAUAAUUGUCUUUGUGAUUAUUUUGCAAAGUUUUUUUUAUAUAGAUACUCCAAAAGCCCUCCCAGCAGCCUAAUAAUAUCGUUGAACUGUACUGAUAAUUUUAAGCAGGUUUAAAUCCCGGUGAAUGGACUGGUUGCAUGGCAGCUUUCGUGGAUUCUUCCUACCUAUGCUUAAUGUGAACAUGAGCCAAUUUCAUUUAAAAAGUCCUUCAUGAAGAUGUGCCUUGACUACGAGUCCUCAUUUGGGGUUUGGUUUGUUAGAUUAUGGCAAAGCAUACGAAGCCUAAGGGGAAGUAUGCUUUCAUGUAAAAUAUUUUAAGGAAAACUGUCUUGUACUCAUGUUACAUAAAGUUAAAACCACAAAAAUGCUUAUGCGGCGAGUCCAUUCGCAGGAGUUUGAAUACAGGUCAAACUACCAAUGUAUUAAAAGAUAUUCCUCGUGUACUUUGCCAUAAGCUAAAACAAUAUUGCAACAGUCAAUUUAUGCUACUGAAAUAGAAAUGAAUUUUUAUCAUACCAGGCUGCCAUUUUUCGUCUAGUAUGAGAUUUCGAUCAUUUCUAUUAUCAGACUGCUGACUAGUCGCUGAAUACUGGUAGUUUAGUCUGCGCUUUGAACCUCACCAAAGGGCCUGGCUGUGUAGUUGCACCCAUGGUUUCUUCAUAUGUAAUGUAUGUAUAAGCCAGUUUCCCUUAGGAAAUCCUCCAUGAAGAUAGCCUUCCCCUUAGAUAAAUAACACUCAAUUGCUUAGCCAUAACCAAACCAUUAUCAUGUAACAUGCUUCAAAUAUUUUUCUGUUGAGAAAUGUGUGCACCAAAGUUGGGCCGUGUUUAAUGAAAUGUGUUGUUUAUUUUUUAUAACAAUAUCCUUGUUUUUGGAAUCUGAAUCCUUAAUAAAGUAUUUUUAAUGACGUG
This is a messenger RNA of Stegodyphus dumicola, 3887 nucleotides long. RefSeq names its product lysosome-associated membrane glycoprotein 1-like. Gene Ontology annotation, biological process: establishment of protein localization to organelle. Lineage: Eukaryota; Metazoa; Arthropoda; Arachnida; Araneae; Eresidae. Gene Ontology annotation, cellular component: late endosome membrane; plasma membrane; lysosomal membrane. The record is from RefSeq and is a predicted model, not a curated record.